This is a messenger RNA of Alternaria postmessia, 1146 nucleotides long. RefSeq lists its product as uncharacterized. Lineage: Eukaryota; Fungi; Ascomycota; Dothideomycetes; Pleosporales; Pleosporaceae. Gene Ontology annotation, biological process: coenzyme A biosynthetic process. Gene Ontology annotation, cellular component: cytoplasm; nucleus. The record is from RefSeq and is a predicted model, not a curated record. The transcript has a single exon. Gene Ontology annotation, molecular function: phosphopantothenate--cysteine ligase activity. The coding region runs from base 1 to 1146 and encodes 381 amino acids.
AUGACGGAUAAGAGUGCACAACAGGCAGAGAGCGAUUAUUUCGCCAACGAGCCGCCGCCAAAAGACCUCAAAACGAACACGACUCUUGCGCGCGAAUUCAUCACGCGACAUGCCGAUGAGGGUCGUCGCGUCGUCCUAGUCACUUCGGGUGGCACCACUGUACCUCUAGAACAGCAGACAGUCCGCUACAUCGACAACUUCUCUGCCGGUACGCGAGGAGCCACCAGCGCCGAAUACUUUCUCCAAAAUGGCUAUGCCGUCAUCUUCCUGCACCGCCAAUUCUCGCUCCUGCCCUUUUCGCGGCAUUACUCGCACAACACGCGCUCGUUCCUCGAUUACAUGAAGGAGGAGAACGGACAAGUAGUGGUGAAUCAAGAGCACCAGGAUCAGAUGCUGCGCGUGCUGCGGCAGUACACCGAGGUGAAGCGAGAGAACAAGCUAUUGAUCUUGUCCUACGUGACUAUCACCGAGUACCUGUGGAAUCUGCGCGAGGUUGCGCAGCUCAUGCGUCCACUUGGGCCGAAAGCCAUGUUCUACUUGGCUGCCGCUGUGUCCGACUUUUUUGUGCCACAGGACCGCAUGGUUGAGCACAAGAUACAGUCAAACGAAGAGUUUCACCAGACCGCGGAUGGAACUCGUGGGGGCGAUGUAAAGCCACCAGCCGCGCGCACCGAGGGCAAGAGCUUGAUCAUUGAUCUCGAGCCUGUUCCCAAAUUCCUCAAACAGCUCGUUGAUGGCUGGGCACCCGAUGCAAUGAUCGUAAGCUUCAAGCUGGAGACUGAUCCUUCCCUACUGGUCACCAAAGCCAAAUACGCGCUGAACAAAUACUCGCAUCAUCUCGUCAUCGGAAAUUUGCUGCUCACCCGAAAAUGGGAAGUCGUGUUCGUGUCAGUUCUAGAUGGUGAGAAAUGGAUACGCGUACCUACUAGCCGCAGAACGAAGAGUUUGUCGGGCAUGCCUUCGCUCGUCGGAUUAGCUGAUCAGAAGACAAGGAGGGAUGCUCAGGCGACCGAGUCUAUCGCAACAGAGAAAGGGAUACCGCAGGGCGAGCCAUCGUUGGAAAUCGAAUCUCUCAUCAUCCCUGAGAUCGAGAAGAUGCACACCAAACUCAUAGAGCAAUCGCAAGCAAAAGCCCAAGCUACAUAG